GAAUAGUAUUAGGGAGCCUCUCAGAGUCGAACGAUGUUUCUGUGUGUAACACUUUUGCCUGAUUGGUUCGACUGUUUGUUUCGACGCGAUGGCGGCAGAUGUGAUCAUGUUUGGUUCCUCUGUGUUGUGCUACCAUUGAUAACUAACAAAAAUGGAAAAAAAGAAGUUUAAUAUCAAUUUGGACGAUUCAGCGUUCUCAAAGGACAGAAGUCCGGCGAAGGUGUCUUUGUUCAAAUCCAAAAAUGAUCACGUAGAGGCCUCAUCUGUUCCAGCUCCUGGCCAACCACUGUCCUAUGCAGAGUUUGUUGUUCAGAACAAACACAAGGGCCAUCAGGGAGCCCAUGGAUCAGAGAAACAAACAUCUGCUGCCCAAAGUAGAAAUAACGCUCCAGGACAAAGCAGUGCAAACAUAGCUGUAAUUGAAUCAGUUAAUACGUCCUCCACAGACUCAGAAAAACCUGAGACUGAACAGCAGGGUCUAUCAGAGGGACCUACAGAAGAUCAGACCAAAGGGGAAGGUCAGAGUUCAGAGAGUUUUGUGGUUCCUCCUCAUCUCUUAGGAUCUGGAAACAGUAUUAUUGUCAGUCCUCGACAGAGGGGCAACCCUAUCCUGAAAUUUGUGAGAAAUGUUCCUUGGGAGUUUGGAGAGGUGGUGCCAGACUAUGUUUUAGGAAGGACAACAUGUGCACUUUUUCUCAGUGUGCGUUACCAUAAUCUGAACCCAAACUAUGUCCAUGAGCGUCUAAAACAGCUGGGCCAGAGUUUCAGUCUCAGAAUUCUGCUUGUCCAGGUGGACGUGAAAGACCCUCAUCAUGCACUGAAAGAGCUUGCACGAAUAUGCAUCAUGGCUGACUGUACCCUCAUCUUGGCCUGGAGUCCUGAAGAAGCAGGCCGUUAUCUUGAAACCUAUAAAUCCUAUGAGAAGAAGCCUGCAGAUCUACUUAAAGAGCAAGUAGAGAAAAAUUACCUGUCCCAGGUUACAGAUUGUUUAACCACAGUUAAGUCUGUCAAUAAGACUGAUGCCAUGACUCUUCUGUCUACGUUUUCUUCAUUGGAGGGCAUCAUUAAAGCUUCAAAGGAGGAACUUGUUUUAUGUCCAGGACUCGGUCCACAAAAGGCAAGAAGGCUUUAUGACGUAUUGCAUCAGCCCUUCAUAAAGACCAAGAAGAAGGAAAGUUGAUCAUUUUAAGCUGCGUUACAGAAAAUGGAUUUAGAAAAAGUGUCUGGGACCAUCUGAGACCAUCAGGCGUGAGAGUUUUUGCUGUUUUUGGCAUAAACAGUCUCUAAAUGUUAUAUUAUUAGGCUUUGUUUUUCUGUAAGUCUAAUAUUUUUUUGUAUAUCAUUUUUCAUGUGAUCAAUAAAUAUCCAUAAUAUUUAGAUGUAA
Danio rerio (zebrafish) is the source of this 1384-nucleotide messenger RNA. It is a transcript of the gene ercc1, whose product is annotated as excision repair cross-complementation group 1. Gene Ontology annotation, cellular component: nucleus. Gene Ontology annotation, biological process: nucleotide-excision repair; DNA repair; telomere maintenance. The record is from RefSeq and is marked provisional. Gene Ontology annotation, molecular function: damaged DNA binding. Lineage: Eukaryota; Metazoa; Chordata; Actinopteri; Cypriniformes; Danionidae.